Messenger RNA from Corylus avellana, 1726 nucleotides. RefSeq names its product BTB/POZ/MATH-domains containing protein (gene BPM3). Gene Ontology annotation, molecular function: protein binding. The record is from RefSeq and is a predicted model, not a curated record. Gene Ontology annotation, biological process: protein ubiquitination. NCBI's taxonomy places the organism in Eukaryota, Viridiplantae, Streptophyta, Magnoliopsida, Fagales, Betulaceae.
ACAGCUCUCGCUUUUGCACCCCCUCUCACCUCACGUUUCCCUCCUCUCCGGCGAAACCCUAAUACCCUACGGUUGGCACAAUUCUUCGUUCCCCGGCGUGGAUUUUGCUACAGAAGAAUCCAUUCAAUUCAAGUGAUUCCGAAAUUUCCCUUGUAUAUGUUGCAAAUCACGCGGUGAUGGCUUCGAUCGAGAAUUCCAAGCCCAGGGUGGACACGGGCUCGUGCUCGACGUUCGUAAGCGAGACGGUGAACGGGUCGCACCGGUUCACGGUGCAGGGGUAUUCGCUGGCCAAGGGGAUGGGGAUAGGGAAGUACAUGACGAGCGACACAUUCACGGUGGGCGGGUACGACUGGGCGAUCUACUUUUACCCGGACGGUAAAAACCAAGAGGACAACUCGAUGUACGUGUCGGUCUUCAUCGCGCUGGCGAGCGAGGGCACGGACGUGAGGGCCUUGUUCGAGCUGUCGAUGCUGGACCAGAGUGGGAACGGGAACAACAAGGUGCAUAGUCAUUUUCAACGCGCGCUGGAGAGCGGGCCGUACACGCUCAAGUAUAGGGGCAGCAUGUGGGGUUACAAACGAUUUUUUAGAAGAAAUCUUUUAGAAGCUUCUGAUUAUUUAAAGGAUGAUUGCCUUGUCAUGUACUGCAAGGUUGGAGUUGUCAAAAAUCAUCUUGAGUGCCCAAAACUACGCUCUAUUUCUGUACCACCGUCAGACAUGGGUCAAGGUUUUAAGGACUUGUUAGAAUCGGAAGUUGGUUGUGACGUAGUUUUUCAGGUCGGCAAUGAAAUGUUCAAAGCUCAUAAGUUGAUACUUGCUGCGCGUUCUCCUGUAUUUAGAGCCCAGUUUUUUGGACUCGUUGGAAAUCCUAACGUAGACAAAGUUGUAGUAAAGGAUAUUGACCCCUUCAUUUUCAAGGCAAUGCUUCUGUUUAUCUACACAGACAAACUUCCUGAUGUAGAUGAAGUUGAGAGCACAGUAACUAUGUGCUCAUCCACGGUCAUGGUUCAGCAUCUGUUGGCUGCUGCUGACCUAUAUAAUCUGGAUCGACUGAAAUUGUUAUGUGAAUCAGAAUUGUGUACGGCAAUCAGUAUCGACACAGUGGCAACGAUCCUUGCCCUAGCUGAGCAACAUCACUGUCCACAGCUCAAGGCCAUUUGUUUAAAGUUCACAGCAAAUCCAGAAAACUUGGGAGCGGUAAUGAAGUCGGAAGCAUUCAAGCAUUUGGAGGAGAGCUGCCCCUCUUUGUUGUCAGAGCUGCUGGCAACAGUUGCAUCGAUGGAUGAGAACUCAAAUUCUCUGUUGAGUAGGAAGAGGAGCAGCAGCAGUUUACUCGGUCUAGAUCUAGCAGCAGAUGGGGCUGAAGCAGAAUCGGCGAAUCCUAACGGCAGGCGCAUGAGGAGGCGAUUGUAGUCCGUGUAGGUUGCUUUAGGUGCCUUUAGAACCGGUAAACCUUGAAGUUGUCACAUAAGCGGAACCCUAGUUAUGCAUAACAUUCUAGUCACUCAUCAUGUUCCUUUGAGUUAGUCAGCCCCUGUAUAAAGUUUCUACGUUCUUUCCUAAAGGUGAAAUUUGUCUUCAACUUGCACGUCUUCAAGUGAAUUAGUUUGGAUGCCUUUGGAAUUACAUGUAAAUCAAAAUGGCUUCCAUGUGUUUUUAUGUAGAAUGUGAAGGUGUAAAUUAUUUACUAAUGAAAAUGCAAAACAGGAUACCAAUCCAUUCUCUUU